Quercus robur (English oak) is the source of this 1144-nucleotide messenger RNA. Its product is annotated as probable glutathione S-transferase. Gene Ontology annotation, molecular function: glutathione transferase activity. Gene Ontology annotation, cellular component: cytoplasm. NCBI's taxonomy places the organism in Eukaryota, Viridiplantae, Streptophyta, Magnoliopsida, Fagales, Fagaceae. The transcript is spliced from 2 exons. Gene Ontology annotation, biological process: glutathione metabolic process. Bases 146 to 805 code for a protein of 219 amino acids. The record is from RefSeq and is a predicted model, not a curated record.
CCAUCGCCUCGCUCUAGAAGUCCCGGUACUCUUCCAAGUGUUCCAAGUGUCUUUGCAUUUGAUUCUCAAAAUAAAAAGUGUCUUCGCAUUCUCCUGAUUCUCACUUGUCUUUACCAUUUGCUUCGUAACCUAGAGUUCUGUGACAAUGGCGGACGAGGUGGUUCUGUUGGAUUUCUGGCCAAGUAUGUUUGGGAUGAGGGUCAGGAUUGCUCUGGCUGAGAAAGGUAUCGAGUAUGAGUACAAGGAAGAGGACUUGAGGAACAAGAGUCCUCUGCUUUUAGAGAUGAACCCCAUUCACAAGAAGAUCCCAGUUCUCAUCCACAAUGGGAAACCGGUAUGUGAGUCCCUCAUCAUUGUUCAGUACAUAGAUGAGGUCUGGAAGGACAAGUUUCCAUUGCUACCCACUGAUCCUUACCAGAGAGCUCAUGCCAGGUUCUGGGCUGAUUUUGUUGAUAAGAAGGUUUAUGAAGUUUCAAGGAAGAUAUGGACCACCAAAGGAGAAGAAAAAGAGGCAGGCAAGAAGGAAUUCUUUGAAAUCUUCAAGACAUUGGAGGGAGAGCUUGGGGACAAGCCUUACUUUGGGGCUGAAACAUUUGGGUUUGUGGACCUUUCUCUUAUCCCCUUCUACAGUUGGUUCUAUGCAAUUGAGACCUUUGGAGAAUUCAACAUGGAGGCAGAGUGUCCCAAGAUUGUUGCAUGGGCUAAGAGGUGCUUGCAAAAAGAGACUGUGGCCAAGACUCUUCCUGACCAAAAGAAGGUUUAUGAGUUUGUUGGACAAAUGAGGAAAAGGUUUGGCUUGGAGUAGAGCAAUGGUUAAACCCAACUCUUGGAAGUACUAGCAUUUCUUAAUGGUUUUGGAUGGUUGUCUAAUCUUGUUGGUUACAUUUUGUGAUGUUUUAAGUUUGAGUUUUUUUUUUUUUGCCUAAAAAAACAAAGAUGGUUGUGUUUCAUUUGGGUCCGUUGAACUUGUAAGACACAUCGGCGUGUGAGCUAAGAUUUGAAUCUAAAGGGCAUGUAUAGUAUUGUAAUAAGAAAAAUAAUUUGUUGUGUCUGCUAUGUUUUAGAUGAAAUUGUAUCCUUAUGCCUUUUGUGUGUGUAGACUAUUGGAGAUUUUACUCGAAUAAAAUAUAUUUGUGAUAUGAAA